Molecule: messenger RNA, 811 nt
Organism: Leguminivora glycinivorella
Lineage: Eukaryota; Metazoa; Arthropoda; Insecta; Lepidoptera; Tortricidae
Exons: 8
Coding region: 221-691 (156 amino acids)
Cellular component (GO): membrane
Source: RefSeq, a predicted model, not a curated record
GAACUGCGGUGUAACUUACGUGAAGUUUACGGCUGACGAACUUUUGGGCGGGAUAAUAUUUACGGUUUUUUUGUGGUAUUUUGUGAUGGUGUAGAUUGAUUUUGAUUGAUGGGCAUUUUGGCGUGUAAAGGUCAAAGAUAUAUGUAACUCCAUAUAUUUAGACACCAGCUACAGUCUAAGAAAAAAUGUACCUCAAGAUCAUAUAGAAAAAGAUUAAAUAAUGGGCGGCAAAACGGGUCGAACUUCAAAACUUGCGGCGACUCUGCUGGUGGUUGUCAACUUCGUUGUCAUGAUGGCGUGCGGAGCAGUUUUCGCAUUCAGUCUAUGGGUGAUCGUCUCACCUGCCACGCUAUCGGCCAACAUAGAGAAGAUUAACAGUCCUGUGAUCAAGACUCUAUUGGCGCCUCACACCUUGACAGCUUCGCUAGGAGUGGCCUUAGCGUUGCUGGCGCUAUUCUUCUUCUUCGUGGCUUUCAUGGGUUUCUGUGGGGCACUUACACAAUCGCAGUUUCUUCUAGUCAUGUACUCAGCACUAAUUCUGCUGUUGCUUCUGCUGGAAUGUGCGCUGUUCUAUUACUUCUCGUCUACACUACUUGAGAAAGGUCUACAAUCAGAAGACGGGCAGUGGACACACGCACUUCGCAUCGCGUUCAGCUGUUGCGAGCAUUUCAAGAUUGUCUCCAAACUGUAGCAGCCUGGCUCCGCCGCUACCAAACAGCAGCGUACGCUUCUCUCGUGGCCACACAUGUAGUGUUGUCUUCCUGUGCGUUGUUGCGACGUCGGAGCUAGCGACACGCGCGCCGCGGCAGCA